Lottia gigantea (owl limpet) is the source of this 450-nucleotide messenger RNA. RefSeq lists its product as hypothetical. NCBI's taxonomy places the organism in Eukaryota, Metazoa, Mollusca, Gastropoda, Lottiidae. The coding region runs from base 1 to 450 and encodes 149 amino acids. The transcript is spliced from 3 exons. Gene Ontology annotation, cellular component: centrosome. The record is from RefSeq and is a predicted model, not a curated record.
AUGAUACAAUCAGUGCAGGUUCGACAGAGGGGGGCGUAUGAUUUUGAGAGUCAUUAUAAUGAUCUGUGUGCUCUACAGGACUCUGUACCUCUGUCAACAGUGAAAUCUUUUCUAUCACAAGGUGUUUUAGACAUCAGUGGAGAUAAAAUCAGAGCCAACGAUUGGAAGCCAAUAUUAGACACGUUACAAAUCAAUAAAAGUUUACAAUUCGUGGCUAUUAGAAGUAAUUUUGUGGCUCCUGUGGAAGAUCAGGAUGUGAAAUCGUCAGUAAAGAAACAGAAGACACCAGCCAUCAGAUCAAGGGAGAUAACUUAUAGAUUGUGUAAAGCUCUUCAGGAAUGUUUGAGUAAAUCACCAGCUUUAACUUGUGUUGAGUUACAAGGUUUACCAUUACGACAACGUGAUUUAAAUGCCAUUGUUAAAGUGAGUUAUUUCCCUUUUAAUGUUUAA